Molecule: messenger RNA, 5553 nt
Organism: Blastomyces dermatitidis ER-3
Lineage: Eukaryota; Fungi; Ascomycota; Eurotiomycetes; Onygenales; Ajellomycetaceae
Product: glycerophosphocholine phosphodiesterase Gde1
Exons: 10
Coding region: 1503-5036 (1177 amino acids)
Biological process (GO): glycerophospholipid catabolic process
Molecular function (GO): glycerophosphocholine phosphodiesterase activity; protein binding
Source: RefSeq, a predicted model, not a curated record
GAUGAAUUGAGAGAUAGAUACAGAUGCUCCUCUUCUUCUAUGAUAGGAUGGACUAGGUUCCUUUAUACCGUUGCACGUGUAGACUUAUGUCUUUAGAAAUAAUGCUGUAAUCCGUAACUAGACCUGCAACUGUUCCAUGUCUUGAUCGAGAAAUAAUAACCAUCCUCGCCAUGUCUCGCCCUGUCCCGACAACCAACUGUUCCACCAAACCAUCCAUGAUCCCAUCCCAUCCCAUCCCAUCCUGUCCCAUCCUGUCCCCAAAUACAAUACUGGCGUCAAUAGAUCGAUGCCAAAUAUCAACACACGCCUUCCACCAGCCACUGGCCAAUCAGAGCCAACAUUCUCCUCACGCGCUGGCCCGCUGAGUCAUCCUGGUCCAAUAACUACAGUACAUACGCUGUAACUGUCUGUACUGUCUGUAUGUACUGUUUCUUUGUUUCUUCCAAUAGUUAAUCCCUUAACAACCUCCUUCCUGUCUUUCUUUCUUUCUUUCUUCCUUAUUUCAUCCUGCGUUGCCUUCCCUUCUCUUCUCAGCUGCUUGCUUGUUUGCGCUUCGAAACGCCACAGCGAACACACACCCACCUGAUCUUUUCCUAGCUGCAGUCGGUAGUUAGCUUAUUAUAAUUUAGUAUAUAACUAGUUCCGCCGCCCCACGGGAGGGCCCCCAAUUUCUUCCCGCCCCAGCUCUCCACCAUUCACAGCGCGCAGGGUCGAUCCCUCACCGACUCCAGGGCAGAAAAAUAGAGAAGAAAAGCUCUGUGGCCGGAACUGAACUAGGGCCAGCUAGCUGUUCGAGUCAGUCAGUCCAGUCUGCCCAAUCUCCGGGACGCUCUCAUCAGCUCGCUCCGUUGGCUGCUAGUUACUUCUCUUCGCGGUGAUCGGAGUCCGUCCUGUGACCAACCACUCACUUGCUGAUUUAUCCUUCUGUUAGCUGGCGAAGAGGAUAGGGGAAAAGAAUGCAGUAGACCUAGAGGAUAUAGCAGAUCAAUAAACCUCCCCUCAUUUACUCGAAACCCUCGAUACGGAAAGGACGAGAGAAGCUGGAUUAAAAAGCUGCACCAACGCCUCCAUAAACAGAUAUCCAGGGAGAAACAGUACUCGAAAAUAUGUUUAAAUAGAAGACAUCUCCAGGAUGGCAUCCACGACUCCUAUGGCCCACCUUUUCUUCCGUUUCUCUUGCUAUUUCCCCUUUCCCUGUUUGUGACCAUCUGGGAGGUUUCCCCUGCUGAAUCUUCUUCCUCCGUUCAUUUUUUUACUGUCUCAAUUCUUUUUAUUCCCUCUCCGGAUAGCCUCUUUAAUUCCUUCGAUAUAUCGAUAUCCGUUUCUCAUUUCCCCCGGAAGAUUUUUGACACACUUCAAUAACACAAAUAGAUCGGACAUCUCCUGCAUGCAUCAUUAACACGGGAGGUUGGGGGUCCGCAUCCAGUUUUCGAUUUAUAGGAGAUCAACGGGAUACAUCACGAAAGAAAGGAAAGAAUAGACCAUACCAUACCAUAUACAUCAUGAAAUUCGGCCGGAAUCUUGCAAGGAAUGUUGUGCCCGAGUGGGGUUCGUCAUAUAUCAAGUAUAAGAGCUUGAAAAAGCUGAUCAAAUCGGAAAUCAAUGCGCAGAGGGAGGGCCAUGAUCCAGACUUGGCUGGAUUUUUCUACUCCCUCGACCGUAACCUGGAAGAUGUCGAUCAGUUCUACAACAAAAAGUUCGCAGACUUCUCCCGCCGCCUGAAGCUGUUGGAAGACCGCUAUGGACAUUCAGUUAUUGCCUCGCAGAGCCUUGAUUCUGAAGACACUGAGGAUCUCCUCGCGGCGCUUCUAGAACUGCGUGGCCAGCUUCGAAAGUUACAAUGGUAUGGCGAGGUCAAUCGGCGCGGUUUCAUCAAAAUCACAAAGAAGCUUGACAAGAAACUUCCCGGUGCGCAAGCGCAGAUGCGAUAUCUGCCAACCAAAGUCGACCCUGCCCCAUUUGCUACGAAUGCUGGCUUGCUGGAAUCCCUAAAAACCAUCAAUGAUUGGUUAUCUGUUUUGGGAGAUGAAAAGGGCUUCGAUGAUGCGAGCUCCACACAUUCCUCCCUAUCAGUGAUGAAACCUAGCUCCCGACCAAUUCUCAAGCUCCCACCAAGCCUACUUCUAGCUCUUGACGAUGCAUUGCGCAAAGACGAUACCCACAUUAUGUUGGAGUUGCUACCCACGUUGAAGAUUGCGGCGGAGGAGUUAGACUCAAGUCUCUAUUCCAAGGCCGUGAAGGCCCUAUUACAACGUUCCAUUUUCUACCGUGCAAGGAAUUCGGUCGUGUCUCUGCUAGGGAAGAUCGACACCUUGGAUGAAGAUGACGACAUCAAUAGACGAAAUUGCAUCCACCGUCUUGUCAUUUCCAUUGGGCGCUCGCAGUCGACGAGCGACUCGGAGCUCUCUGCUGCUCAAGUGCUCGAUUUUCCAACUGAAGCUUCAAAUUACAUCACGCCGGCUGCUGCACCGACCCUCCAGCACAGUCGCGUUGUCGUAAAGGAGUCCGACCGGACCCCCAUGUUAUGCAGGACGGACGAUUCCGUCUCACUGUUGCAGCACCUCCUGGACAACCUCCGUCCGGAACAACGAGGUGCAUUACUUGCCAAAGACAUUUCCGGUCGAACCCCACUCCAUUAUGCUGCUCAGUAUGGAUUCCGUGUCGUAUGCGAGGUUAUCAUUGAACAUUUGCAGGCAUGGAAUAUGUUCGACGUCUCCCAGGGUAUUGAUGGCCCAAACUGGCAGGAUGACGAGGGUUGGGCACCUUUGCACCUAAGUGUCAUUGGGGGCCAUCUCCUGACCACUCGAGCAUUGCUGAAUGCGGAGAACUGGAGGGGAGCAAACGAGCACCAGGCUGCAAUCCGGAAACAUAUAUGCAAGUCGAGUGCCGUGCUUGCGCUUGCUACUAAAUCCAAUUUCGUUGAUAUUGUCCAGCUCCUGGUCGAUGCUGGUGUAGAUAUCAAUUAUCAGGACGAGCAGGGAGAGACUGCUCUCCAUGUUGCGGCACGGUUUGGCCAUGAUAGGUGCGCCAAGGCCCUUCUGGACGGGUCGCACGAUCAAAAAGCCAAUACUGAGCUCGCGGAGAAUACAUAUUCUUGGACGCCAUUGUUCAUCGCCUGCGUCGACGGGAGUUUGGGUGUGGUGGAGUUAUUGAUCAAUGCAGGCGCUGAUCUGGAGCGUCCUGACUCCUCCGGCUGGACCGCCAAAGAACAUGCUGCUCUUAGGGGUCAUAUGGAUAUCGCUCGACUGCUGGCACAGGCUACUCCACCAGUGGAGAUCUCGAGCGAUUCUGACAGCUCUACUCCGCGAGCCCGUUCUUUGUCUCCUCCCACACCAGCCUCGCUAGCAGAUCGAAAAUCCACAGGCCGAGCGGCAGAGCCGAUCAAGACUUUUGGCCAUCGCUAUCUAACCGACGCCAGCAUGGUUCUGGUCAGCCUUGGAACAAUGGACAUGCGGAAAUCAGUACACGCUGUUAACCUCGAUCGUAUUCCCAUGGCCAGCGCGUAUCUGACGCAGCUGGACACCGCAUUGUCCAUCGUCGUUUCUGCCAGUGAGGCGCGUGGUGAACCCGAGAUCAUCGACCUACCCAUCCAGGACAGCAUUGCCACGGAGCCCAUCGUCUUCCACGCGGCAGACGCCUCCAAGGUGAAAAUUAUCUUCGACUUAAUACCCACUUACGCUGGCUCCAAGGAGAAAAUCGUCGGCCGCGGCGUCGCAUUGCUGUCCAGCAUUAAACCCACCGUCGGCUCGAAGCGGAUAAACCUCCAAGGAGACGUGACCGUGCCGAUAAUCGCAGCGAAUACGCUCGAUAUCAUUGGUACUGUCACGUUCAAUUUCCUCAUUAUUACGCCGUUCAAACAUCCAAAUAUGUCUAUUACGGAAGACCAGACGUAUUGGAAGAGCAUGGCUUCGACAAUGGUUAUUGGGCAUCGAGGCCUUGGAAAGAACAUAGCAGGUCGCAAGUCUUUACAGUUGGGCGAGAAUACGAUUCAGUCCUUUAUCGCGGCCGCGAACCUGGGAGCAUCUUAUGUUGAGUUCGAUGUGCAACUGACGAAGGAUCAUGUGCCUGUGAUAUAUCAUGAUUUCCUCGUUAGUGAAACUGGCAUAGAUGCACCAGUCCACACACUAACGUUAGAACAAUUCUUACAUCUCAGCGAAGCGCGUGGGCCACGCGAAUCCGGCGGGCCAGGAGGAUCAUCCAAGGCUGUAGAUCCUCAUCUAGCUGACUUGAGAACGUCUGCUGCGCGACGCCAACGCUCGAUGUCCGUUGGCGAAGAGUUUGUGUCGUCGGUUAUGAGCGAGAAGAUGAAACAUACGCGCGACUUUAAGAAAAAGGGUUUCAAAGGGAACACGCGUGGCAGUCAUAUCCAAGCUCCAUUUGCAACGUUGGAGGAAUUGUUUAAAAAGCUGCCAAAGGAGGUUGGAUUUAAUAUUGAGCUAAAAUACCCCAUGCUCCACGAAUCCGAAGAAGAAGAAAUGGACACCUAUGCCGUCGAACUAAACUCCUUCGUCGACACGGUCCUCACAAAGGUCUACGACCUCGGGCAAGGUCGCAACAUGAUAUUCUCCUCCUUCAACCCGGACAUCUGCCUCCUCCUCUCCUUCAAACAGCCCUCGAUCCCUGUCAUGUUUCUGACGGACUCCGGCCUCACGGUCGUGGGCGACGUGCGUGCUAGUAGUCUGCAAGAGGCGAUUCGAUUUGCGUCGCGGUGGAACUUGUUGGGGGUGGUGACCGCGGCGGAGCCGUUGAUUAUUGCGCCUAGGCUUGUGAGGGUUGUGAAGGAGUCUGGUCUUGUUUGUGUCUCGUAUGGAAUUGCGAAUAACGAGCCGGAGAAUGUGAAGUUACAAGUCAAAGAAGGCAUUGACGCUGUUAUUGUCGAUAGCGUACUUGCGAUACGGAAGGGGCUUACCGAGGGCGAAAAUCAGGACUUGAAUGGGAGUGGUGGUGGGAAUGGUCAUACUAAUGGCAAUGGGACCGGGACUGGGACUGCGUCGAUUACGGCAAUGAUACCACCGGGCUCUAGCGAUGUGGAUUGAAGGGGGGAAAAAAAGGAAAAGGAAGGGAAAGGAACUCACCGUGGUGGUGGUGACCUUGACCUUAAAUGGUUUCUUGCUUUCCAGCACCGUUGGCCGAGCUUAAUUCUUCAAAGUCGUAUGGGAUUUGUGAAGGUUGGGGGUAUAGCAGAUAGAGCCUUAAAGUGCGUGAACGUUUGUUAAGAGCAUGGGUAGAAACGGGGGUGAGAAAGUUAGUCGUAUUUUUAACUGAGCUUGAUAGGGUGCUGGUGCUCGCUGGGAAGGGAGAAAGAGGGUAGUACGAUAGUAGUUAGAGAUUAGAUAUUUAGAUUCAUAUUAUUGCCUCGUCGAUUGCUUCUGGCCCAUUGUUGAUUUUUGAAUUUUUGUUCAAGAUGACAGAUGAGACGUACAGUAUGUCGUGAGAUGUUAAUUCAGGGGUAGCCAGCCAUCUGGAUCAACUUAAGGCGCAUAGAUAUAAAUAGAUGUGUUAACCAUAUAUCAAAGAAAAAAUAUCCUAUUUCCCCCUUUUCAUAUACCAACA